Molecule: messenger RNA, 564 nt
Organism: Rhipicephalus sanguineus (brown dog tick)
Lineage: Eukaryota; Metazoa; Arthropoda; Arachnida; Ixodida; Ixodidae
Product: adult-specific rigid cuticular protein 15.7
Exons: 3
Coding region: 1-564 (187 amino acids)
Cellular component (GO): chitin-based extracellular matrix
Molecular function (GO): structural constituent of chitin-based larval cuticle
Source: RefSeq, a predicted model, not a curated record
AUGGCUGCUCGAGGUCGCAAGUGGAUCAGCCACGGUCUGCUUUCUAGUGGCCCGCCGCGUAACCCUAUUAUUAUUGUCACUCUUGCUGGCUGCGUCAGCGCUGGAGGCCAGUUUGGGCUUCAAGGCUAUGGCGGCUACUACGGGGACCCCCUGCUGGCUUCUGCAGCGGGAGGCAAUUUUGCGGCCGCCGAGCGAUUCUAUCCCCCCCAACCGUACAACUUUGGCUACGAUAGCGUCGAUGAGUUCGGCACGCAAACCUUCCGCAAGGAGAAAGGCGACGCUAGCAACGCCAAGCAAGGCUCGUACGGGUACCGGGAUGCCUUCGGCAUGUUCCGACGCGUCGACUACGUGGCCGACGCGAAUGGUUUUCGUGCCAACGUACAGACCAAUGAACCGGGAACAGCGCCUGGAGCCAGCGCCGACGCCGUGUUUGACGCCAAGCCACCCGCUGCAUCGGCUGCACUGAUCCAGGGAGCAGCCUCUGGACACUAUGCCCACCGCGCGCACGCACCUGCAGGCGCAGCCUUUGGAGGUUUUAGUGGGCCGUUACCCUGGGCUGGUUAA